Messenger RNA from Myripristis murdjan (pinecone soldierfish), 8187 nucleotides. It is a transcript of the gene fyco1b, whose product is annotated as FYVE and coiled-coil domain autophagy adaptor 1b. Bases 105 to 4544 code for a protein of 1479 amino acids. Gene Ontology annotation, cellular component: autophagosome; lysosome; late endosome. Gene Ontology annotation, molecular function: metal ion binding. The record is from RefSeq and is a predicted model, not a curated record. NCBI's taxonomy places the organism in Eukaryota, Metazoa, Chordata, Actinopteri, Holocentriformes, Holocentridae. Gene Ontology annotation, biological process: plus-end-directed vesicle transport along microtubule; positive regulation of autophagosome maturation. The transcript is spliced from 18 exons.
CGCCCCCAAGGUAGCAAGUUACUGCUGUGUAACAAACUGGACUGAGUGGGACAUUUUACAUAUCAAGAUUUGGGGUCCCCGGCCACCGCACCCUUUUCCCCACAAUGGCCUCAUCAUCGGUUGGGGAGAAUCAGCUGCAGAGGAUAAUCAGAGACCUGCGUGAUUCUGUGUUGGAGUUGAGUAAAGAGCACAAGGAGUGUGGUGAACCAAUUACAGAUGACAGCUCCAACCUGCACAAGUUCUCCUAUAAGCUAGAGUACCUGCUACAGUUUGACCAGAAAGAGAAGACAACCUUUCUUGGCCAAAGGAAGGACUACUGGGAUUACUUCUGUGACUGCUUGGCUAAGAUCAAGGGAGCUAAUGAUGGCAUCCGUUUUGUUAAGUCCAUCCCUGAGUUGAAGACAUCACUUGGGAAAGGAAGGGCCUUCAUCCGCUACUCGCUGGUGCACCAACGCCUGGCCGACACACUGCAGCAGUGUCUCAUAAAUCAGAAGGUCACAAGUGACUGGUACUACGCUCGCAGUCCCUUCCUCAAGUCUCACCUUACUGCUGACAUUAUCAACCACCUCUAUGAGCUCAACCAGAUCCAAUUUGAUGUGGCGGCUAGAGGCCAUGACCUCGAUGCAGAUUGGCCAACGUUUGCAAGGAGAACAUUAGGAGCCAACUCACCAGCUUUUCUGUGGAAGCCUCCUAGUCGCUGCUCCAGCAUCAACAGCCUGGUCAGCAGCUAUUCACACUCACAGGCCCAGGAGUUUCUCCCAAUCCCAGACUUAGGUCACAGCCUCCUCGGUGAACUGGGCGAACUUGCAGAGCCCUCCUCUUGCAGCAUUGCAGAGGAUCUGCGCAUUGAGCUCGACCAGUCAGAGCUGAGGCAGCAGCAGCUUCUGGUACGAGUGCAGGAGUUAGGCAAAGAGGCUGCUGAGCUGAAAGGUGUGGUUAGAGACCUUCAAGGCCAGCUUCUUGCAGCACAGAAAUCUUCUGGCCAUUCUCUGUCCUCUGAGCCAAAGACUAACCUGGAAGCCACCACUCAGGGCAGAGUAAAUCAUCUUCAAACCAGUGGGGAAGAAAUAAACAGCGAACUUCAAGAGAGGCUUACUGCUGCUGAGAACAAAAACAUGGAGCUCCUUUCUAAGUUAGAUGAGGCUCUUAAGGAAAAGGGCCAGCAGACAACUAGUUACUGUGACUCUGCCUGGAAAAUCCAGGACCUCUUGGAUAAACUGAAGGCUGCAGAGGAGGAGAGGCUGGAGGCUAAGCGAGAGGCUGAGGAUAAGGCGAGACAUUCUGAGCGGCUGUGCCAGGAACUCAAACUCCGGGAAGAAGAGUUUAAGAAGAGUGAGGAGAAACUGGCUGAAAUAAAGGCUGGGGCCCGGGAAGAACGGGAGAAGGCAAUCAAACAAUUGGAGGAGCUCCAAGGUGCAGUUGGUCGAAUUCAGGGUGCACUAACUUUGAAAGAGAAGGAGACAGGGAACUUAAGAGCCCAACUACAGGAUCUGCAAGCCUCACUGGAGAACAGAGAAAGGCAGGCAGAGGAACUGAGGAAAAGACUGCAGGAAGAGAGGGAGGAGAUUGAGCAAAGAUCUAGUGCAAGCGGCAGCCAGAGUGAAGUGCUCCAUAGCCAGGUCCUAGAGUUGAAAAAGAAUCUAAAAACCAGAGAGAAAGAGCUAGCUAUUAGUUUAGAGAGAGUCAGACAUCUAGAAGAACAGUUGGAGAAGCUAGAUAUUGAGAAACAAAGUCUGAGCACAAGUCUUGCUGGUAAUGAAACCAUUUCCUGUCAUCAGAAUGAGAAGCUUGAGGACUACAAAUCCCAAUGCACCAGUCUCAUGGAAAUCAAUGCUAAGCUACUCCAAACAGUUAAGAGGAGUGAGGAAAGCACUCGGGAGCUUGCUGAGAGCAGGGCUGCCAUGCUAGACCAGCUAGCUUCUUUGAGGGCCUCUGAAAAACAUUUAAAGAGCAGGGUGGAGGCUACCAAGUUGAAUUUGGAGGACCGGGAGAAGAAACUUUUAGAUGAAAACCUGCAUUUAGAGGAGAUUGUUCAGAAGUGCCUUGCCCAGAAGGAAGCAUCAGAUGGCCAGUUAAAGAGGCUUGAGCAUGAUAACAGGGAGCUUACUGAGGUUCAGGCAUCUUUAAAGAAACAGUUAGCCUCAGCUCAAGAGGAGCUGGACUCACUCACAGCCAAAGCCUCUGAGUUGGACAAGAACCUCACAAGAUCCCAAAGAAACCAAGCUGAGCUGCAGGAAAAACUCCAUGGAGCUGAGGCUAAGCUAAGAGACCAGACCAUUAAAUGUGAAAUUCUGCAAGCUAGGGCAGAUGAGCUGGAAAGUAGGACUGGAGAGCUAGACGAUGAAAAGGGAGCUGCAGAGAGUACUGAGAAGAUGCAGAAACUUCAUCAAACUUCCUCCAUGGAAGCCAAAAACACCCCCUCCAGGCUGGUGAUAGCCGAGGCUCAGCUAGAGCUCAACCUAAGGGAAGUAAGCAGGCUCCAGGGGGAAGUGGUGGAGCUCAGGGCUCAGCUUCUAGCUGGGACUGAGGAGAAAAUGAAAGUUCAGGCCUUGCAGGAGGUAACAGAGGCCUCCAGAGAAGACCUCCGUGUCUUAGCGGAACAGCUCAAAUCCCAGGUAGAGGAGCUAAACCGCCGGCAUGUGGACGAAAUCCUACGCUCCAGGGAGCGAGAGGAGGCUAUUAGCCGUGACCGGGAUGGUGAGGCCCAGGCCCGGGCCAGUCUGGCUUCCGAGGUGAUUGCCUCCAGAGAGGAGAUCAACAAUCUUAAACUGAGGUAUGAAGCCUUGUGUCUGGAGAACAAUGAAUCCAAAGAAGCACUGCAUAGAGCCAACACAGAAACAGCAGAACUUGGGGUGCAUGUGUGCAUGCUAACUGCUGAGAACGAAGAGGCCCGUCUGCGCUGGGAGGGCCUGUCAACAAGGCUACAAGAACUUGAGGAGGAGGCAUCUCAGGAGGCAGAUAGGUUGAAUAACAGCAUUGAACAGCUGCAGCAGGAGAACCAGAAGCUCCUUGAGCAGCUCCAUAAAAAGGAGGGUCUGUUAGCAGCCAUGCAGGAGCUGCAGGAGAAACUGGACAAGGCCCAGCAGGAGGCAAAGGCCCUGCAGGACGCGAGCCAGGAGGAAAUCCAGGUACUCCGUUUCCAGCUCAGCAGCCAAGCUAUGAGCCAUGGCAACCAAGUCCAGAGUGUGAGCCAAGAGCUACAGGACGUGAGGUUACAGCUGGAGUCCGAGCAUGAUAAAGUGGGCAUCCUAGAGAGUAAACUCAAACAGCUACAGACUGAGAAUCAGAGGUACAGCCAACAGAUUGAGGAGAAAAACAUCCAGAUGGCUCAGUCUGAAAGCCUCAUCCAGCAGAAAGAAGAUGAGCUACAUCAGCUGAAAGGAAAUUUAUCAAGAUCUGAGGAAGGCCUAGCACUGGCUGAGCGGACCUGUCAGGAGUUGAAUGAGAAUCUACGGAGAGUCAAGCAGGACAAACAGAGCUUUGAUCUGAAGGCGGCUGCUGAGCUCGAUGACUUGUACCGCACCAAGAUCAAUCUGGAGGAAAGACUUAUAGAACUCAUCAGGGAGAAAGAUGCACUGUGGCAGAAGACAGAUGCCCUGGAGUUUGAGCAGAAGCUUCGGGAUGAGGAGACGGAGAGAGAUGUCAACUACUGUCUGGGCUGCAACAGUCAAUUCAGCUGGUGGCUGCGCAAGUACAACUGCAGGCUGUGUGGGCGUCCCUUCUGUUACUACUGCUGCAGCAACACAGUGAGCACCCAGCAGGGCGGCAACAGGGAGCGCUGCUGCAGAGACUGCUACACCCAGCACUCUGCAGUGCUAGAGCGCCACCCACAGGAGGCUAACAAUAUACAAGACACACCCUUCAGCACUCUGCCCCAGCCAGGCAGAGGCAUGACUGGUGUUGCAGGAGCAGACGACAGUUACAAGCUGGAUGAUGGCGUCUUCGACAUCAUCACAGACGAAGAAGUGAGCGGUGUGUACGACAGUGACUCUCUCUCCUUUGCUACAGCCUGCUCUCCUGGACACGGGCAGCAGGGGGCAGCGCAGCUAAACAGUAGUGCAGGUGACACCGCUUCAGAGGACGCUGAGGACCUCAGUGCUGCAGUACAGGAUGCUGAGAUCUGCCUGCUCAAGGCCGGAGAACUCACGCUGUCUGUCCGCUUCACGGUGGAUGACAUCUCAGGGUUCGGCGACAGCUCCAGGGAGCUCUUCAUCAAGUCUAGCUGUUACAGCACCAUCCCCAUCACCAUCGGCAGUCCUGGUCCCACUGUCACUUGGGUGUUUACCUCUGAACCCAAGAGCAUCUCCUUCAGUGUUGUCUACAGGGAGAACACAGACACUCCGCUGGAACAGGCCAAGGUCUUGAUCCCACUGACCCGUUGUAACUCCCACAAAGAGACAAUCCAGGGAGAACUGAAAGUCAGAAACCCUGGAGAAUACACACUCAUCUUUGACAACUCCUUUUCCAGGUUCAUCUCAAAGAAAGUGCUGUAUCGCCUGAGUGUAGAGAAGCCUGUGGUCUAUGAUGGAAGUGACUGCCUGUGAACGGGAGAGAGAGGAAGAAGAAGGAAAAUGUGAGGUCCUUAUAUCUCUCCUCUCUUUUAUGAUAUCUGCCGCAGCAUCCCUGUGUAAAAAUUGUGCCUCUGUUAGAUACUGACAUGACAAAGCUGUAGGGCUCAUGGACUUUUGCUGGUUUAUAAAUAUAUCAUCUCAGAUGUAUCGCUAUUGUAGCAGAGGGAGGUGUAAAAGUGAGUGAGUUUUUGUACUAUCAUUCAUGGUGUUCAGGCUCAUGCACAUGUUGAAGCGAAUGGGUCAGUGUCUGCUGGUGUACAGCAAGCUAAAUGAAAGGUUAUGGCAUUUUGAAACAUCUCCCACAGCUAGCUGCUCGCUCAUGAGGUGUGUUACAUCAAAUGAAUUCUGAUCAUGAAGUAGCUGAACAAAGGGUGGAAGGAAAAUGACGUGAAACACUGGUAUAUUAUUGAAUGUGAGCAUGCACUACCUUCUGUAAAAGCUUGAAUAGAAGUUUAAAUGUAGCAUUAAGGGUGUCAGACAUUAAGCUUAUUCUUAAGGUAGAGGUUUGUUACAUAUUUGAAUGUGAAUCUCUUUUUUUUUUUUUUCUUGUCAAACAUAAACAGUGCACAUACAAGUCUGUCAGCACCUGUGUAUGUAGCCUAUUAUAGAUGCCUUUUUACAGCAUGCUUGCUGAAUUACAGUGCAGCUGCAUUUUACUCAGUCUCCAAAAGGGAUUGUUUGGAAAAUUAAGUUUUUUCCCCUUUUCCUGCCUGGUCUCACAAAGCAUGAUGUAAAAAAAAAAAAAAAAAAAAAAAUGGGCAUGGAAAUAACUUGGAUGAAAACUAAAAGUGCAAGAAAUAUGUGGUAACACUUUAUUUGAAGGGGUGUUCACAAGACUGACAUAAUACUGUCAGGUAUCAUGAAGAUGAAUGAAUAUUGACUGAUGUCAUUAAGUGUCUUUCGGUCAGUUAUGUCACUUUGCCUGCAAAGUUGAUGUUGGGUCUUCACCUGGAGUAUUACCAAUGGUGAUUGGAGUUUGACAGUGUAAUGACAGCUUUAUGGUCAUGGAAGGAGCUCAUUACACUGUCACAACAGGUAAUAACACCUUUUUGAUGUCAUUACACCAAAAAGAGUCCAAAUUGUACCAUUAUAGUUUAGGACAAGGGCAUUAUUUACAUUGGUUGCAUAACACAUAAUUUCAAAAUCAGCAGUUAGUCAGCGUAUGAGUACAACACUGAAUCGUGGCCUUGUUUUGGAGUCAUAGUUCGUACAUCAGAGUUGAGCUUCAGUUCCUUUGUGAUUAAGACCAAGUCACCAUUUGUAACACUCUAGUGAAGAACCUACAACCAGAAUCCCCUCCACAUCUACGUGUGUUUUGAUGGUGGGUGACAGUGCUCCAGUUUCUUUUCCAAAACCAGCUGUCAGGUACUACAACACUACCAAACAUCUGUAAGUAUGCCUGCUGUGUCAUGUUUAUGAUAGGUUGUAGUGCCUUGGCUAAUCGUUGUCAUAACCGUAGCAUAACAUAGCAACCAGACAUCUACUUCAUUGGAAGUGACAGAAGAGACCACUUGUGACAUUAGUCAUAACCUUGGCUAAUGUCAAGUAGUCAUGAUAAAGAAGAAUGUCACGCUGUCAUGACAGAGACAUCCCAGGCAAUGUCAGCUUUGCAGGGAAAGUGGCAUAAUUGACCAAAUGACACUUUAUGACAACAGUCAUAAAUAUUAAUUAAUGUGUAUGACAGCUGUCAUGCCACACUCAUGAGAGUCUUGAGAAGACCCCCCUCAAAUAAAUACCAAAUAUGUUUCCCUACCAAGAAAGGAUUACAUGGAGGGGAAAUGACUAGAUGGAUAGUGUAAUUUGAUACUGCUAUAGCAUGGAAGGCCAUGGAGGUCAGAGUGGUGGAUGAGUGUAUACAUUUACUUUCAGCUCUGGCCACUAGGAUUCACAUCCCAACUUAUGGGGAGCUGUAAUAGGUUUUCCCUUCCACCUUAAGUUUCUCUUAUUGAUCUGUGAUCAAAACCUUAUUCUAAUCAUAACUGUAUUCUUUUAGGUGCCCAACCCAAGCCCUAAUAUUAAAGCUAACCUUAACCAAAAUGAAUUUAUUUGAUUAAAUUUGACCACUGUAGUGUUAAUAAUAAUGAUAAUUAUAUUAGCCAGCCUUUUCACUAAGAAACAUGUCUAAUUUGAGCUGUUGCCCAAUAAUCCCUUCUUGGUGGAGGAACUUAAUCUUCAUAAAAUGGGUGUCUACGACAUGUGAACUGUGUUACAGAGUCCAUGCUCAUUUUUAUCAGUUGUUGUGAGACUUGUGUUGCCUACUUAGUUACUGGAGCUGGUUAAGAGUUAGACUUGUUUUGCAAGAAGCUAAUUUGUCCAGACUCUGUAACAUUCAAGAAAGAACUGUCUUCACUGCUAAUGCAGGAGAAAUACAGGAGGGCAGAGGGACUUCUGUGAGGGCCGCCACUGCAUUAUAUGGUUGUAUUUGUGCCCUUCUAACAUAUGCUUUAAUUGAGUGCAGGGCCUCUGAUGAUUGCAGUUUAAAAUAGGCCUCACUUGACAGAUUGUGGCUAUUUGGUCCUACUUCUACCUUUUUUUCUAUGCAUGUGAACACUACGAAUGUUUACAUGGUUCCGCUAUACUUCACCUUCAAAGGGUGAAGAGAGGGAACACAAAACAUGUAAGUUUAAAUGCUUUAAAUAUUUAUAGUUCUAAGUAAAGAAGUUCUGACUUUGAGUUUAACAUCAAUCACUGAUGUUUUGAAAAUGCAUGAAAUGUAAUGAAAUUAUGAGCCACAUUAUCUGUUUGUGUAGGAAAUAACAUGAAGCCUUCAGGUGAAAAACCACAUUGUUUUUGAAAUAUUGAUAACUUCCAACAUAUUUGUAGUUGUAAUCAAAAUCAAUGCAGAUUAUUUAGUGUGUCAAAAUGACAACACAUCUCAGCAUGCAGCCUUCAAAAAAUAAAACUUGAAAAAAACAUCACUGAUAUAAUUCAAAUAGUCUUAUAUGGGCUUUCAUCUGAAGGUUUAAAUUCUGAGAUGUACAUUUUUUUUUCACUCAAGAAACCUGAGUGUCUUAGAGCUGGUAUUUGUGAUGAUACUUACUUGAUUAUACUGAAACUCUAAAGUGAUAUUUCUGUGCUGUCGGUGGCACAGGCCGUGCUUUGCUGCUGAUCAGAGAAUUUAAAAUUCCAAAAUGUCUUCCAACAUUUUUUUUAAGCAUUUGUAAUGAUAUUUUGGACAUAUAACUGACACGAGGAAGAAACAGGAAAACUACAAAUGACAUUUUUUUAACUUAACUAAAGAGUAAUAUAUUGCCAAAAAAUAAUGGGGAAGGUAUUUGUCUAUUUUACUGUUCUAUAAAUGGUGAAUUCUAUUUAAAGGCAUUGCAACAUGACUGCUGUAUACAAUGCACUUUUGAAAGAGCUAUUUUUAAAUCUGUAUCCCAUGAGCCUUUGUACCAGUUGAUGAAUGGUUUUCUUCUUCUUUGUAUCAGUUUGCCACUGAGUGUGAUUGUAGAGGACAGUUUAUUGCUGGAUUUGCCAGAGGGGAACUUUCACUCUCUGGUUUUUCUGUAAGUGAUUGUCUACAUUGUUCCAUAGAAAUAUGAAUUAAAUACUAAAGAUUUGUAAUAGAUUGGAUUUAAUAUUGUGAACAAAUAAAUAAGGAUAGCGUGGUAAA